AUGCCUGAGAGUUUGCCUGUCAAUCCCGCUGCUACUGAGAAUUUUGGGGAUUGGAUGUUGGUUCGGAGGGAUCGACGUAGGGAUAAUCGUCAGAGUAUCAGGCCUGGGCCUAAGAGAGUUGACAGAGAUGAGGUUCGAAGGGUAGUUGCAGAUGGGUCUACGAGAAAUCGUUUUGACUCUUUACUUAAUUUAGAGGAUGAGAGAGGGAGUCGUGGUGGUAGAGGGCUGUUUCGUGGAGGACGAGGAGGUCAGGCUGUGGCUAAUAAUGCUAAUGUCGAGAUAAUUCCAUCCUCUGCUACGACUUCUAGGGAAGUACGACCUAAUACUAGAAUUGGAUUAUCAAGGAAAGCAGCGGCAGAGGUUGAGCAUACUGUAGUUGUUGGUAAUGGGAAGGAGAGGGUAGAAUCUUGGGUUGUUUCUUCUGAAGAUCAGGUGGGGUUGAGUGUCCUGAAUCAUAUGCCUCCAAAUCCACCAAGUUUUCGUAACCCAUCUUUCCCUCAUCCGUCUAGCCCGAAUAUUGUCCCUGGUCAGAAGACAGUCAAUGGGAGUGAGGAUGAUGUCACGUUGAUUGUGGCUAAGACAUUUUUUAAUGAGUUGAAUAAGAUAAUUCCAUCCUCUGCUACGACUUCUAGGGAAGUACGACCUAAUACUAGAAUUGGAUUAUCAAGGAAAGCAGCGGCAGAGGUUGAGCAUACUGUAGUUGUUGGUAAUGGGAAGGAGAGGGUAGAAUCUUGGGUUGUUUCUUCUGAAGAUCAGGUGGGGUUGAGUGUCCUGAAUCAUAUGCCUCCAAAUCCACCAGGUUUUCGUAACCCAUCUUUCCCUCAUCCGUCUAGCCCGAAUAUUGUCCCUGGUCAGAAGACAGUCAAUGGGAGUGAGGAUGAUGUCACGUUGAUUGUGGCUAAGACAUUUUUUAAUGAGUUGAAUAAGGAAUACAAGAGGCUAUAUCAUCCUAACAUCUUUUGUUUAGUGGAACCUCGUAUUUCUGGAGAAGCGGCUGAUGAAGUUUGUGGUUUGUUGGGGUAUGAAAAUUGGAUCUGUGUUGAGGCAGUCGGAUUUAGUGGUGGUAUUUGGUUGCUUUGGUCAGAAGAUAGUUUUCGAAUUGAAUUAGUUGUUACCGAUCCUCAAUUCAUUACGGUAGCAAUUAAUUUUUCUACUGGAGAGAAAUGGUUGUUUAGUGUAGUUUAUGCAAGCCCUGAUAUUUAUUUAAGGAGGAAGCUUUGGCAAUCUCUUUCUGGAGAAACUAGUUUAUCCAUUUCUAAAUGGAUUGUCGCGGGUGAUUUUAAUUGUAGAAGUGGCGAAAAUGUCCCCUAUCAAGCUGCUCGGUUAGAUCGAUGUUUUGUAUCUACUGAUUGGAGACUGGAUUAUGUUGAUGCUAUUAUUGAACAUCCACCUAAAUUGCAUUCAGAUCAUGUUCCAAUUGUGAUUAAAUGUCAAGGGGUUCUAGCUUUUGGAGUUCGUCCUUUUCGGUCUUUAACAGCUCGGACACUACAUGCUCAGUUUGAUCAAGUAGUUGCAUGCUCUUGGGACCCAAAUCGUUCCCUAAUUCAUAAUCUGAGCACAUUAAAAAUUCAGCUUGGAGAGUGGAAUAGGACUCAGUUCGGUAAUAUCUUUGAUAACAAGAGAAGGCUUUUACGCAGGUUAGGUGGUGUUCAGAGAGAUCUUGCUGAAAGCCGGUCAAGGAGCCUUGUAAAACUUGAAUUUAAAUUGAAACGUAGAUUGGAAGAGAUUCUACGCCAAGAGGAGAUGUACUGGUUUCAGAAAUCAAAAGAGGAAUGGAUAGCGAACGGCGAACGGAAUACUCAUUUCUAUCAUCUAGCAGCUACUAUCAAACGGAAAAAAUUCUGUAUUUCUGCUUUAAAGAAUGAUUGGGGGGAGGUUGUUACUGAUCCGUCAGUUCUUAAAGGUAUGGCCAUCAAUUUUUUCCGCAAUUUGUAUACUUCCGAUUUGGGUGAGCUUUUGGAUAUUCCUUUCCAAUAUGCCCAUCCUGUGCUCUCCACGACACAAAUUGCAAAACUUGAUAGACCAUUUUCUCCAGAGGAGGUUAAGCUAGCAUUGGACCAGAUGGCGAGUGGUAAAGCGGCUGGUGACGAUGGUUUUAAUGUUGAAUUUUAUAAGAAGGCUUGGCCAAUAGUUGGGACUCAGGUGAUUGAUUUUGUUCUUUUUUGUUUACAAGGCAAUGAGCUCCCAAGCAUGAUUAAUGAGACGGUUUUGGUAUUGAUACCGAAGGUGGCUACCCCUGAAUUUAUUACUCAAUUUCGGUCAAUUAGCCUCUGUAAUGUGCUUUAUAAGCUUAUUACGAAGGUCUUGGUGAACAGGUUACAACAAGUCCUUACUUCUUUAAUUGGACCAGAGCAGAAUAGUUUUGUUCCGGGUCGGCAAAUCACGGAUAAUGUAGUCAUUUACCAAGAGGCUCUUCACACUAUGGGGAAAAUGAACGGUGGCAAUAGAUUUAUGGCUUUGAAAAUUAAUUUAGAAAAAGCCUAUGAUAGGCUAGAAUGGAGCUUUAUUGAUUGGAGCUUGGAGAAAGCUAAUUUUUCCAGUUUAUGGAGAACGAAUGUGAGACAUUGUGUUCAUUCUGCUUCUAUGUCAGUUCUUUGGAACAAUGAGAAGUUGGAGUCUUUUUUGCCCACUCGUGGGAUUCGGCAAGGCGACCCUUUAUCAUCCUAUCUUUUUGUGCUUUGUGUGGAGCAACUUUCCAAUAUUAUUAAACAUUCGGUGAAACAAGGGGCGUGGCAUCCACUUCCUAUUUCCAACAAUGGUCCGUUGGUUUCACAUCUCAUGUUCGCCGACGAUAUGGUAUUGUUUGCUGAAGCUACGGAAGAACAGCUGGAUGUUAUUAUUAAUUGUUUAACUGUCUUUUGUAAUGCUUCUGGACAAAAGGUGAAUUUUUUAAAGUCAAGCCUUUUUGUUUCUCCGAAUGUGAGUACAUCUACAGCCUCUCGUUUAUCCUCUAAAUCAGGAAUUCCUUUGGUCUCUGACCUUGGGCGUUAUUUGGGUGUACCAUCUCUUCAUGGUAGAGUAUCUCAGGUACAAUUUCGUGGAUUGGUUGAUGAUAUGCGAAGCCGGCUUGCUGGUUGGAAGGCGGGUGCACUUUCUAGAGCAGGGAGAAUAACGCUAGUCCAAUCAGUCUUGAACUCCAUUCCUAUUUAUACUAUGCAAUCUAUUAAAUUACCGGUGUCUAUUUGUAAGGAAAUGGAGCGGCUUUGCCGUAAUUUUAUUUGGCAUGGUAACAGUGGGGAUUCUGCUGUUUAUCUGAUUAAUUGGCAAACUUUGCAAUAUCCAAAGCAAAAUGGUGGGUUGGGCAUUCAGAAUUUUGGAUUAAUGAAUCAAGCUAUGUUGGGUAAAUUAUGUUGGCGGGCAUUUAUGAACCCAUCUGACUUAUGGAUCUCAUGUCUUCUUUGGAAAUAUAAUAAUGGUAGAAUUUCUUGGAAUCUUCGAGUACCUCUUGGUGCCUCUAUGAAUUGGAAGACUUUAUGCUGGGGCCUCCAAUUAGUUUCUAGCGGUGUUUCUAUUGACGUUCGUAGUGAGGUGGUUGUCAGAUAUUAUUGGAUCCCUGGAUAUGGAUGGGAUUGGAAUCGGUUGUCUUUAUGGCUACCUGAUUUCGUUUUAGCAUUUUUACUCCCCAUUUGCCUACAUGAUGAUGUUAACUCAAGGGAUGGAAUAAUAUGGAGACAUUCCAUUAGUGGACAGUAUUCAGUUAAAACGGGGUACUCUCUUCUGGUAGAGAAAUGUGGUUUACCAGUUGCCUUACCAUUAUGGAAGCUUAUUUGGAAAGCAACUGGCACGCAGAGGAUGCGGGUUUUUCUGUGGGAAGUUGCCCAUGAGAAAAUUAUGGUCAAUGUUCAGCGGUUUCGGAAAGGAUGGAUUAAUUCAAACUUGUGUAUGAGCUAUGGUACUCAGUCUGAGUCGGUGCUACAUGUUUUAAGAGAUUGCAACUUUUUUAAGAGUUGCUGGCUUAAUUUAUUACCUGCUAGUGAAGUCCAAACCUUUUUUGGCUUCGUUGAUAUCCGCGAAUGGUUGUCUUGGUGUCUUAAAAGCUCUUUUGUAUUGUCCUUCAAUCUUGGGGUCCAAAAAUCAGUUCCUCGCCCACUAAUCUUGGGCAAGGCUAAGGAAAUAUAUCAAGCCUGGAAUGGUUAUUUUCCUUCUUCUAUUCAACGUCAAUGUCGAGUGAUUAGAGUGGCCUGGACCCCAGCAGCUAUGGGAUGGAUUACAAUCAACACAGAUGGUAGUGUGCGUCAAAAUUCAAGAGCUGCAACCUGUGCGGGUUCUUUUCGAGACAAUUAUGAAUUAUGGGCCAUAUAUCAUGCUUUGAAUGUGGCUUGGAGUAGGAGAUGGCGGAAAAUUGUUAUCCAAACUGAUUCUCAAGUUGCUGUUCAGCUUCUUCAAGAAUAUAUAAGCCCUUGA
Manihot esculenta (cassava) is the source of this 4404-nucleotide messenger RNA. RefSeq lists its product as uncharacterized. Lineage: Eukaryota; Viridiplantae; Streptophyta; Magnoliopsida; Malpighiales; Euphorbiaceae. The transcript has 9 exons. The record is from RefSeq and is a predicted model, not a curated record. Gene Ontology annotation, molecular function: nucleic acid binding; RNA-DNA hybrid ribonuclease activity. Bases 1 to 4404 code for a protein of 1467 amino acids.